Molecule: messenger RNA, 672 nt
Organism: Penicillium griseofulvum
Lineage: Eukaryota; Fungi; Ascomycota; Eurotiomycetes; Eurotiales; Aspergillaceae
Product: Zinc finger, RING-type
Exons: 1
Coding region: 1-672 (223 amino acids)
Source: RefSeq, a predicted model, not a curated record
AUGUCCAGCAAACCCUCACCACCCUCAACAAUCCUCCCGCUAGACCCAAUCUCCGAAUGGCGCGCCUGGCAAACCCUCAUAAUCAUCUACACAAUCCAACUAAACCACCAAAUCCGCCGCCGCUGCCUCCUCGAACAAGAAUGCAUGCAAAACCUCCCAUCAAGCGACCACUUCCGUCCCCUAAUAUUCCUCGAACCAGUCCCAACCCUGCACAAACCCUCUCCAAACCCCAAUCCCACCAAAUCACCAUCAAACAAUCCCUUCAACCCAGCAACAAUGAACGCCCUACGCACAAAAGCCCGACUAUUACGCGCGCGCGUGGAAAAGGGCAAGGAACUCGGUUCCGAAAUUGAACGACGAAUGGUGCAGGACCCGCCUGCCAAGUUCCCGACGCAUUUCUGUCACACGUGUGUGCAGGAUGGGGAGAGGGUUGAGGUUUUGCUUACGAAGUGUGGUCAUCGGGUUUGUACGACUUGUCUUGAGUUUGCGGGGGAUGGGGAGGGGGGGUAUGAGUGUAGUAUUUGUUUUGAGCCUGCUGAGUUUGUGGCGAGGAGUCCGCCUGGACUUGUCAAGGAGUUUCCGGAGAUUCCUUCGCCUUUUAAAGGACGGGGGAGUUGGGAUGGGGCGAUGGGGGAUUGGAGGAUGAGUGAGGUUUUGAUUCCUGAUUGUUGA